AUGGCAUCAAGCACCAUUAAAGAAACUGCCAGCGAUGCUGCUGCUACCGCAACAGCUGCCGCCUCGGCCAUUGAAGCCCCAUCCGAUUUCCUGCACCACCCAUAUACUCGCGCCGCCCUGCCCUUCAUCAACGGCGGUCUGGCCGGUAUGACAGCCACGGCCGUGAUUCAGCCCGUGGACAUGGUCAAGGUGCGCUUGCAACUCGCUGGCGAAGGCGCCCGCACCGGACCCAAGCCCUCAGCCCUGGGAAUAACGCGCGAUAUCAUCGCAUCCGGCAAAGUCCUGGAUCUGUACACCGGCCUCUCAGCCGGUAUCCUCCGCCAAGCAGUAUACACAACGGCCCGCCUAGGCUUCUUCGACACAUUCAUCACGCGCCUCAACGCCCGCGCCUCAGCAGCAAACCGCAAAGUGACCUUCGCAGAGCGCGCCGCGGCAGGACUAAGCGCCGGUGGUAUCGCGGCCAUGAUAGGAAACCCAGCCGACUUGGCCCUCGUACGCAUGCAGUCGGACGGCCUCAAAGCCCCCGAGGCGCGGGCAAACUACCGCUCCGUUUUCGACGCUUUGUUCCGGAUCACCCGCGGCGAGGGAAUCGGUGCCCUGUGGGCUGGUGCGUUCCCGACGGUUGUGCGGGCCAUGGCACUUAACAUGGGACAGUUGACUUUCUUCUCCGAGGCCAAGCAGCAGCUCAAGCAGCAUACCGCGUUGUCGGCGCAGAAUCAGACGUUCGCUGCUUCGGCCAUUGCGGGGUUCUUUGCUAGUUUCUUGUCGUUGCCUUUUGAUUUCAUCAAGACUCGUUUGCAGAAGCAGCAGAAGGAUCCGCAAACUGGGAAGGUUCCCUACAAAGGGUUACUGGAUUGUGCGCGCAAGGUUGUCGCCGAGGAGGGAUGGUUGCGCUUCUACCGGGGCUUCGGGACUUACUACGUUCGGAUCGCUCCUCAUGCGAUGGUGACUCUCAUCGUCGCCGAUUAUCUGAACAUCAUCACCAAGUGA
Molecule: messenger RNA, 990 nt
Organism: Penicillium antarcticum
Lineage: Eukaryota; Fungi; Ascomycota; Eurotiomycetes; Eurotiales; Aspergillaceae
Product: putative mitochondrial dicarboxylate carrier protein
Exons: 2
Coding region: 1-990 (329 amino acids)
Biological process (GO): transmembrane transport
Molecular function (GO): oxoglutarate:malate antiporter activity
Source: RefSeq, a predicted model, not a curated record